Messenger RNA from Parathielavia appendiculata, 674 nucleotides. RefSeq lists its product as uncharacterized. The transcript has 2 exons. The record is from RefSeq and is a predicted model, not a curated record. Lineage: Eukaryota; Fungi; Ascomycota; Sordariomycetes; Sordariales; Chaetomiaceae. The coding region runs from base 156 to 539 and encodes 127 amino acids.
AAGGCGAGGAGGGACCGUCGAUAUAAGCCACAUUACGACUUUUUCGUACAACAGCAGCAACGGCCGAGCCCUCGGGGAUUGCACACCUGCUGGGUUGUUACCUGGUUGAGCGCUAUGGAGGUCCCAAUUCGGACGACUACAACGACAGCAAUCUCAUGAAGCUCAACAUCUUCCCGGUCAAGAGUUCGCAUGGCGUUGUUGCGUCGUUCUGCUUCGGCACUAUUGAAGGAACAAUGUUGGUGGGGAUGUCCAGGCGGGACGUCGAAAUGCUCAGAGAGGAGCAGCCCAAACACUGCCCAUAUAGCGACCCUGAAGACUCCGGCGAGGACGAUAGGAGCCCUGGUGCCUCCAACACUAACCGGGACAGAGAUGUCAAAGGCAGGUUGAUCGGCAGGAAGCGUUCAGUCGGACAGAUGGCCGAUCCGUGGGGAGUGCCAGCCGCCAGGGUUAAGCGACAGAAGAUGAAUUCCUUAGCGCAGGACGAAGAUCGCGCUAAUCGCAUCUAUUUCCAGUUCGCCUACAACGAUGUCAACGGAUAACCCAAUGUUGACGACCGAAAUGAGCACAUUGGCUAUCACAUCAUCUCCAAAAUUGUCCAGAAACAGGAACGCGACAAGAAGUCGAUGCUUUGCUAUGAGUUUGAUGGACGAUCAUGGGGAUGCUGGGGUUUAAGG